AUGUCAUAUCAGUUUGUUUAUCAAGAUGGUCUUAAUAAAUUCAUUGAUGAAAAAGGGGAACCCACUUUAGAUGAAAAUGACAAAGCUGACGCACUACCAUUGGACUCUAUUAUUGAAUUUGAUUUUUAUCAAAAGGUGACUCAAGCCGAACUUGAAAUGGAAGUUGAUGAUGAAGAACAGGAUGAGGAACAGGAUGAAGAUAAGGAAGAAAACGAUGUUGAUAUGGUCGAUAUUACUGAGACAAAUAAAGCAAAAGGUGGAAACUCCAAUAACGCAAAUGGAAGAUCAAAUCGAAAAUACAAUGAUCUGGACAUCACUAGGGUUAUAAAUCUUUAUAAUGAAAAACCAUUUGUCGCAGCUACCGUUAUUGCCCGUGCUCCUACUGGAACAAUUGAUGAUGCUAGAGAAGAAUUGACCAAAUUAUUUGGGAACCUUGAAGUUGGAAAGACUAGAUUGAGAGAGUUCGUUAAAAAUGAUUGUGCGUUGUCGUUUAAACAAGUUCGUCAUGAUAGUAGUGCUCGAAACUCGGAAGAAAAAUUAGAGUUGAGAUGUCAAUUUGUAAAAGACGUGAUAAAUUUGAGAAUUAAUUAUUUGGAAUGCAUAUUUAUUGAUGAAGCGGGAUUUGACAUUUCAUUACAUAGAUCUAGAGGCUGGGCUAAAAAAGGGGAAACACCCGUUGCUGUUACACCUCAAUUAAAAUCUGAAAAUAGACUGGUUUUAGGAGCUGUCUGCGCAGAGGGAAUUAUCUUAUUAUCAUUACGUCCACCAGCAAGUCUGGAUAAGAAAAGAAAACUAGAUGAUGGUUCAGUUUCUAGAUCCAAAGGUACAACUACUGGUCAUUUUAAAACUUUUAUAGAUCAGGUUUGCAAAAUCUUAAAUACAAGGGACGACUUUAAAGGUAGAUACUUGGUCAUGGAUAAUGCUAGUAUUCACAAAAAUGCAAGCAUACAACGUAUAAUUGAGUCACAUGGUUUUAAAUGCUUGUACUUGUCACCAUUUUCACCAGAGUUAAAUCCAAUUGAACAGGUAUGGUCUAUGCUCAAAGGAAAAGUUAGAAGGCAUACUUUGGAAAAAGACACCUUAAGCAGCCGGAUCAAAGAAGCGGCGACACAAAUCAAACCAUAUCAAAUAAGAAAUUGUAUUCAGCAUUCAAUCAAUUGUUUCGAACAAUGUUUAAAUAAAAGACCUCUUUAG
Lodderomyces pseudojiufengensis is the source of this 1194-nucleotide messenger RNA. RefSeq lists its product as uncharacterized. The coding region runs from base 1 to 1194 and encodes 397 amino acids. The record is from RefSeq and is a predicted model, not a curated record. NCBI's taxonomy places the organism in Eukaryota, Fungi, Ascomycota, Pichiomycetes, Serinales, Debaryomycetaceae. The transcript is spliced from 2 exons. Gene Ontology annotation, molecular function: nucleic acid binding.